AGGCCCAGCACUCUUGGCAAGACCAUGGAGACUCCUAAUCACACUGGCCUGGAUCCUUCUGUCUUCUUUCUCCUGGGCAUUCCAGGUCUGGAACAGUUCCAUCUGUGGCUCUCACUCCCUGUAUGUUGCCUGGGCACAGCCACAAUUGUGGGCAACAUAACCAUUCUCGUUGUUGUUGCCACUGAACCAGCCCUGCACAAGCCUGUGUAUCUUUUCCUCUGUAUGCUCUCGACCAUUGACUUGGCUGCUUCCGUCUCCACUGUUCCCAAGCUACUUGCCAUCCUCUGGUGUGGAGCAGGACAUAUCUCUGCCUCCGCCUGCCUGGCACAAAUGUUCUUCAUUCAUGCCUUCUGCAUGAUGGAGUCCACUGUGCUGCUGGCCAUGGCCUUUGACCACUAUGUGGCCAUCUGCCACCCACUUCGCUAUGUCACUAUUCUCACUGACACCAUUAUUGCCCACAUAGGGGUGGUAGCAAUGGUGCGGGGCUCCCUGCUCAUGCUCCCAUGUCCCUUCCUCAUUGGGCGUUUGAGCUUCUGCCAAAGCCAUGUCAUCCCACACACAUACUGUGAUCAUAUGGCUGUGGUGAAACUGGCCUGUGGAGACACCAGACCUAACCGAGUGUAUGGGCUGACCGCAGCACUGCUGGUCAUUGGGGUUGACUUGUUCUGCAUUGGUCUCUCCUAUGCCUUCAUCGCACAAGCUGUCUUUCACCUCUCAUCUGCUGAAGCUCGCUCCAAGGCCCUAGGGACCUGUGGCUCCCAUGUAUGUGUCAUCCUCAUCUCUUACACACCAGCCCUCUUCUCCUUUUUUACCCACCGCUUUGGCCAUCAUGUUCCACUUCAUAUUCACAUUCUUUUGGCCAAUGUCUAUCUACUCUUCCCACCAGCCCUUAACCCUGUAGUAUAUGGAGUUAAGACCAAGGAAAUUCGAGAAAGCGUUGUCAGUGUGUUUCAGAGGGGGCAGGGAAAUCUGAAUGAUCCAGAAGUAUAGAAGGAGUUUAGUCCAAAAGAAAAGAAGUUUUUCAAGUUUAGGAAAUUCUCAGUAUUUCAGGCUGGAAAGGGGUUUUAAUGGGGGCAUGAUAUCCUCUACAGAGCUUUCUAGAAUUUCCAAGAAUAAUAAAUCACAGAAGAGUUCAGUGAGGUAUAGUAUUCUUCCUUUCCAAUCAAGAAAUGUGAACAUGGGAAGAUUCUUCCAACCUAGAUAGUUCUCAGGCAUUGAAAACAACCAACUAUGCCCCGAGGAGUUUCUGCCCUGCCCCCAGUUUAGAAGAGCCUUUGGGUAGCCACUGUCCUCUGCCAAUACUCCAGGCAUAGAUUUAUAAUCUAACACAGUUGCUAUAGCUGCUGUCUGGCUAUCUGCAAGAAUCAGAAGAUAGCCCCACAAGCACUUCUCGUAUAUCUCCAUUAGAGCUCACUGGUGACCAGGUAUAUUGUCAAUGAGCAGUAAUAUUUUGAAAGGAAUUUUUUUUUCUGAGCAGGUUGUCUCAACAGUGGGCUCAAAAUAGUCAGUAAACCAUGUUGUAAACAGAUGUGCUGUCAUUCAAUUUUGUUGUUCCGUUUAUACAGCACAGGCACAGUAGAUUCAGCAUAAUUCUUAAGGGCCCUAGCAUUUUCAGAAUGGUCAAUGAGUAGUGGCUUCAACUUAAAGUUGCUGCUAACAAGAGAGUCAGCCUGCUCUUUGAAGCUUCGAAGCCAGGCAUUGACUUCUCUCUAGC
Messenger RNA from Loxodonta africana (African savanna elephant), 1714 nucleotides. RefSeq names its product olfactory receptor 52P1. Gene Ontology annotation, cellular component: plasma membrane. The transcript has a single exon. Gene Ontology annotation, molecular function: olfactory receptor activity; G protein-coupled receptor activity. Lineage: Eukaryota; Metazoa; Chordata; Mammalia; Proboscidea; Elephantidae. Gene Ontology annotation, biological process: G protein-coupled receptor signaling pathway. The record is from RefSeq and is a predicted model, not a curated record. The coding region runs from base 25 to 990 and encodes 321 amino acids.